AUGUCAUCCUACGAGUCUUGCCACCAGGACCUCCUCAGGCACCUUAUGCCUCUCGCAUGUCCUCGAAAAGUCGCUGCCUUUACCAGGAAUAAGAAAAAGUUCCACUUUGACCGCACCCUACAGAUGGAAGAAUUAGCCGGCUUCCGUGCAACUACCGCCGAUUUCACAGACAGUGAUGGAAUAACAUACGUGCAGGCCUGUACCCGCGGUGCUUACGGGUCGGUGUGUACACGUACCCGUGGCGGGUGCGGUGUUGGCGGGUACGGGUACGGUGUUGAGUUUCCGACCCGCGGUGUUACCCUUGCGGAACCCUAG
Messenger RNA from Suillus fuscotomentosus, 315 nucleotides. RefSeq lists its product as uncharacterized. The coding region runs from base 1 to 315 and encodes 104 amino acids. NCBI's taxonomy places the organism in Eukaryota, Fungi, Basidiomycota, Agaricomycetes, Boletales, Suillaceae. The record is from RefSeq and is a predicted model, not a curated record. The transcript has a single exon.